GAAUCAGAUGUGACGUCAGACGUGUGUCUGAUGAAAACAAGGAAGAGCAAUGUGCAAGUAGAUCGUAUGGAGAACUCUGGCUAAGGCCGAUUCUUCUUCGGUGUUUUCUUUAGUCUUCAGGAUUAUUGUCUCCUGUUUUGGUCAGAAUGGACCCUAGACACAAAAAGAUCCUUCAACGCAACAGAACCAAUCUUGUGAAGGACUUAGACCCGUCGGACGUUUACGAUGGGCUCCUGACAAGGGGAGUCUUUACCCAAGAUAUGCUAGAUGAGAUAAAGAGCUCAGGAACCAGAAGGGACCAGGCCAGGCAGCUGUUGCGAGACCUGGAGACACGAGGGAGCCGUGCCUUCCCAUCCUUCUUGGAAUGCCUCCGUGAAGGUGGCUUUGAAAGUCUGGCAGUUCUCCUCCAGAGCGGAGAUCCAGCUGGCCAGCCUGUGCCUAACCCACUGAAUCCAGUCAUCAGACCGCUGCCAGUGUGUCCUGUUGAUGUCAGAAAGCCAGACAAAAUCCACAGUGGUCCACCUAAAGAAGUGCCUCUAUAUCCUACUGAAAUAGAUACUCUCCCCAGUCCAUCUCCGGAGAGAGAGAGCCCAAGACCCAGGCAAGGGAGAACAAGACGAGAUAGCAUCCAGAACUACAAGAUGGAUAGUAGCCCAUGUGGAAUCUGUCUCAUCAUAAACAAUGUGGAGUUUGAACAGCAUUCAGAACUUAAGAAUCGCAAUGGAUCAGAUGUAGACUCUGACCGGCUGGAGAGGCGAUUCAAAUCCCUCAAUUUUGAUGUUGUUGUUAAACGAAACCUGAAAUAUAAGCAAAUACGGCAAGAGUUGGCAGCGCUAUCAAAGAAGGAUCAUUCCAUUUAUGACUGCUGUGUGGUUAUUAUGCUGUCACAUGGCACGGAGGCUACGCACAGUCGCUUUCCUGGUGCAGUGUAUGGAGUGGAUGGCACUUCAGUACCUGUUCAGAUCAUCACAAACUACCUCAAUGGACAGCACUGUCCCUCACUGCAGGGCAAGCCCAAACUCUUCUUCCUCCAGGCCUGUGGAGGAGGUGAGAAAGACACUGGUUUUGAAGUCUCACCAGAUGAGGCGCAGCCAUCUAUGGGUGGAUCAGAUGACCAGAUGGAUGCUAUCCCUGUGUCAUCCAGCAGUGACUCGCUGAGCAUGUCAGACGAACCAGACGCACGGGCAACUCUGCCCACGCCCAGUGACAUCCUGGUAUCCUACUCCACUUUUCCAGGAUAUGUCUCCUGGAGGGACACAAAGUCUGGUUCAUGGUAUGUGGAAACCCUGGAUCGUGUUCUGGAACUGAAUGCUGCCACUGACGACCUAGUAACCAUGCUUAUGAUGGUCAACAAUGAGGUGUCACAGAUUUCUGCUAAAGGCUUGUAUAAACAGAUGCCUGGGUCAUUCAACUUCCUUCGAAAGCAUCUUCACUUCCAAGCUCCAUCACACAACCAGUUUCCUACAUGACUAGCAUGUCUGUCUCUAAACCAUUUAAGAAUUCAUAAUUUGUUGACGUAGUAAUCUGUGUUGAUCAAAUCUGUUGUCUUUGUAUUUUGUUUACUUUUAUACUCCCAGUUGGUAGUGCUGUUUUUUACUGGAUUUAACUGAGUCACAGAGAGUUGCCACUCCUUCCUCAGCAGUCCUGUUGGGUGUCAUUUUGCCCUGAGAUUAGUUGUUAUGUCAUGCUCAAAAUACGUUCCCAAAAUACAUAACUCUGACUUAUCAAUGGUUAGAUAUGCAGAAUUUAGCCUGACAAUUUGCUAUUUUAAUCUGUCAAUGGUGAUAAAAUAGGUUAUGGUCUUUCUAAGAUAUUAUCUUUCCUUUUUUACAAGUCAUUUCAAUAAAUUUGUGCUAUGAUUUGUAA
Clupea harengus (Atlantic herring) is the source of this 1866-nucleotide messenger RNA. It is a transcript of the gene casp9, whose product is annotated as caspase 9, apoptosis-related cysteine peptidase. Gene Ontology annotation, cellular component: cytoplasm; cytosol. The record is from RefSeq and is a predicted model, not a curated record. NCBI's taxonomy places the organism in Eukaryota, Metazoa, Chordata, Actinopteri, Clupeiformes, Clupeidae. Gene Ontology annotation, molecular function: cysteine-type endopeptidase activity. Gene Ontology annotation, biological process: intrinsic apoptotic signaling pathway in response to DNA damage; positive regulation of neuron apoptotic process; proteolysis.